Helicoverpa zea (corn earworm) is the source of this 2009-nucleotide messenger RNA. RefSeq lists its product as uncharacterized. The coding region runs from base 1 to 1941 and encodes 646 amino acids. The transcript is spliced from 2 exons. Gene Ontology annotation, cellular component: extracellular region. NCBI's taxonomy places the organism in Eukaryota, Metazoa, Arthropoda, Insecta, Lepidoptera, Noctuidae. Gene Ontology annotation, molecular function: chitin binding. The record is from RefSeq and is a predicted model, not a curated record.
AUGAUGAAAUUAAGCUCAAAAGCAGGAAUGGUGCUGUGGUUUUUUAUUGCUUUAACUACGGCUGACUUAGACAGUGAUGGAUAUGGUUUCUUCAACAAUGGAUGUCCAAAAGACACUAGUAUAGAUAAAUACUUGCCUCAUGAAAAAUGUGACCAGUUUUACCAAUGUUAUCACGGAACUUUGAUUCCGAGGUUCUGUCCAUCUGGGCUACAAUUUAACGCUGAUCUGGAAAGAUGCGAUUGGUACCAAGAUAAAAAGUGUCUUAAGAAAAGAGAAGAAUCAGAAACUCGCUCAGAUCCGUUUGAGGAACUAGAUAGCAAUAAUCCUAACCACGCGGUACUAAUAUGCGCAACUAAAGAUUCGAACGGCGUUAUGAUAGUUCAUGAAAACUGUGAUCAGUUUUACAAAUGUUCAUAUGGUAAGCCAGUAUCAUUGAAGUGUGCACCAGAACUUUUAUAUAACCCUGUAAAUGAAAAAUGUGACCAAGCGCAAAGUGUGGAGUGUGGUGAAAGAAUUAUUCCAGAGAAAGAAACUAUCAGUCCAGCUAUGGAAAUAUCAGUUAGGAGAAAAAAACAUUAUAAUGCACAGCCUGUUCCAUCUAUCGAUGAUAUUGAAGCCAGAAAAUCUUAUGCCAAACUUGCUAGGGCUAUAUGUUCAUCUAAACGUUCGAAAGGUAUUCUACUUGCUCACGAAUAUUGUAACAAGUACUAUAAGUGCAAACGUGGAAAAGCAGUAGGUUUAAAAUGUCCAUCAAAUUUGUUGUUCAACCCCUUUAAAGAACGUUGUGACAUGCCUCGGAACGUUAACUGCAAAGAGAGAAUUACGGUUGAUGAGAAAUAUACCAAGUAUGUUAGUACACGUUACGAUGAUAAUAGCAACAACAGUGAAGAAAAUGAAAUAUCUGUCAGUGAUGAUAAUAAUGCAACUUUAAUUUGUUCGGUCGCAAAUUCUAAUGGAGCGUUAAUUGCCCAUGAGAAGUGUAAUCAAUUCUACAAAUGUACCAACGGGUCUCCAGUUACUCUGACUUGCCCGGGAAAUCUUUUAUUUAAUUUAGAAAAAAAGAACUGUGAUUGGAUAAAGAAUGUAUACUGUGGUGAAAGGACAUUAGAUAGCGAUGGAAAUGAUUUGGAUAGUAGUACACCUCGAAUAUUCAAUGGUGUCCCUAGUGAGCCCGGCCAAGUUAUGGCUCUUUGUACCGCUGAGGGUUCUGAUAGCAUGCUGCUUGCCCAUAAACGUUGUAAUCAGUUUUACAAAUGUCAGGAUAGCCGUGCGGUUGAGAAAACCUGUCCUGGUAAUCUGCUGUACAGUAUAGAAAAAGAAUAUUGUGAUUGGCCAACUUUCGUCGAAUGUGGUGAAAGGACGAAGCCUGAUAGUACCAAUAGUGCCGAAGUUGACGAUAAUACUAUCGAAAGUGGUAGUGGGUCAGGCCAUAGUCAGGGUGAGCCUAAGCCUAGUCAAGCUAUUCAAGCAACUUCAAUUUGCGCGAGUAAAAAUACUGAAGGAAUGUUAAUACCUCAUGAAAAUUGUAAUCAAUUCUACAAGUGCUAUGAAGGUAAACCGAUUCCUUUAUUUUGCCAAUUAAAUCUCUUUUACAACCCUUUAAAGGAAUACUGUGAUUGGCCGCAUAACGUGAACUGUGGUACCAGGGUGGUACCAGUAAAUACCAAAACAAAUUAUGAAGAAGAAGCAUAUGAUUCUAAUUUACCGUGUUCUGGCAUCACCAAUGGAAAUAUACUUCCUCACGAGAAUUGCAGUCAGUUUUAUAAAUGUGUGAAUGGUCAAACAUACCCCAUGGACUGUCCGCCAGGUCUUUACUUUAACGCCAUUCUAAAGUACUGUGACUGGCCUGUGAAUGUAGACUGUGGGGAGCGUUACACAGAAGUGCAAGUUAAUAAACAUGGAGUAUCACGUAGAGCCCUUAGCCUUAGGAUGAUUUCUUAAAAAGAAGUUCCGACGCCUAAACAAGCGCAUUCAAAUAGCCUUCAAAUAUUAAUGUUGUAUACACCCUU